This is a messenger RNA of Juglans microcarpa x Juglans regia, 1770 nucleotides long. RefSeq names its product isovaleryl-CoA dehydrogenase, mitochondrial. The coding region runs from base 131 to 1405 and encodes 424 amino acids. The record is from RefSeq and is a predicted model, not a curated record. Gene Ontology annotation, molecular function: 3-methylbutanoyl-CoA dehydrogenase activity; flavin adenine dinucleotide binding. Gene Ontology annotation, cellular component: mitochondrion. The transcript has 15 exons. Gene Ontology annotation, biological process: L-leucine catabolic process. NCBI's taxonomy places the organism in Eukaryota, Viridiplantae, Streptophyta, Magnoliopsida, Fagales, Juglandaceae.
AAUUAUUCCUCGCACUGGCAGACAUAUCUUCUUCACCAUCUUCAUCUGCUUCUCUAUCAUCAUCAUCUUCAUCUGCUUCUCCAUCUGAAAAGUCUCUCUCUUUCAUUCAAACAAAGAUUAGAGAGUGAUAAUGCAAAGGCUUUUCUCAAAGAGGUCUUUAUGCGCUUCUGUUUUCCGAGGGAAGAGACAGUGCGCUUCCUUUUCUACGGCUCUACUCUUUGAUGAUACUCAGAUACAGUUCAAAGAAAGUGUUGCUCAAUUCGCGCAAGAAAACAUCGCCCCUCAUGCGUCAAAGAUAGAUCAAACAAAUUAUUUCCCAAAGGAGGUUAACUUAUGGAAACUCAUGGGUGAUUUCAACCUCCAUGGAAUCACAGCACCAGAGAAAUAUGGAGGACUUGGUCUUGGUUACUUGUAUCACUGUAUAGCAAUGGAAGAAAUAAGUCGUGCUUCUGGGUCUGUUGGCCUCUCUUAUGGUGCCCAUUCUAACCUGUGCAUUAAUCAGUUGGUGAGGAAUGGAAACCCUGCUCAGAAGGAGAAAUACUUGCCAAAGCUUAUCAGUGGGGAGCAUGUAGGAGCUCUUGCAAUGAGUGAGCCCAAUGCUGGAUCUGAUGUUGUUAGUAUGAAAUGCAAGGCUGACCGUGUAGAUGGGGGCUAUAUUAUAAGCGGGAACAAGAUGUGGUGCACCAAUGGCCCAGUUGCCCAGACAUUGGUAUUUUGUUGUUUAUGCAAAAACGAACAUCACAGCUGGCUCAAAAGGAAUCACGGCAUUCAUCAUCGAGAAGGGAAUGCCUGGGUAGUUGCACAAAAGCUGAUUCACUGGUUCUCUUUUCAAAUAUUCAGUACUGCCCAGAAACUAGACAAACUUGGGAUGCGAGGAAGUGACACAUGCGAACUUGUCUUUGAGAAUUGCUUUGUUCCAGAAGAAAAUGUUCUUGGGCAGGAAGGAAAAGGAGUCUAUGUCAUGAUGUCAGGGUUAGAUUUGGAGCGGCUUGUCUUGGCUUCUGGGCCUCUUGGUAUCAUGCAGGCAUGCCUUGAUGUUGUUCUUCCUUAUGUUCGACAGAGAGAGCAGUUUGGUCGUCCAAUAGGAGAAUUUCAGUUUAUACAGGGUAAACUUGCAGACAUGUAUACUUCUUUACAGUCCUCAAGGUCCUACGUGUAUUCUGUUGCAAGGGACUGUGACAAUGGAAAAGUUAACCCUAAGGAUUGUGCUGGAGUUAUACUUUGUGCAGCCGAAAGAGCCACCCAAGUGGCUUUGCAGGCUAUACAGUGCCUGGGUGGUAAUGGAUAUGUGAACGAGUAUACAACUGGUCGGCUGCUUCGAGAUGCCAAACUAUAUGAAAUCGGAGCUGGCACUAGUGAAAUUAGAAGAAUGAUUAUAGGUCGUGAACUCUUCAAGGAGCAGUAGGAGAGAAGCUGUGAGAAUUUUCACAGUUGCUGGACUAAAGCAUGCCCUAGUGGUCUGUUCCUCAUCCAGGGCAAUCAUUUAUGCAGCCCCUGCCGUUCAUGUUUCUUUACAGUGAAGCGUGAAAGCUUGCUUCAACCAAAGAAAAAAUUUCUCAUAAAGGUGCAUAUGCGCUUAUCGAUUCAUUACAUGGAUGUGAAUGUUUUCACACAAAACAUUUAUAGGACACUAUAAAGGUGAAUCUGUAGAAUUCUCAAAGCCUAAUGUUUUUACAAAAAAAUUUAUGCUGUGGCCUCAUAUUUUUAUGGAUUCUGUAAAUGCCGAUUUCUCAAAGGAUCUUGAAUGAAAUUCUUGUCUGGUUACACUGA